This is a messenger RNA of Dujonia railenensis, 1341 nucleotides long. NCBI's taxonomy places the organism in Eukaryota, Fungi, Ascomycota, Pichiomycetes, Serinales, Debaryomycetaceae. The record is from the annotation of a GenBank genome assembly.
AUGUCCUUUCCCGAACUAGGAGUGUCCAAAUGGCUCGUGGAGGCUUUAAAUGCCAUGAAAAUCCAUACCCCAACCGCUAUUCAGUCUGCCUGUAUACCGAAAAUUUUAGCAGGUCAUGAUUGUAUUGGUGGAGCCAAGACAGGUAGUGGUAAGACUAUCGCCUUUGCUGCUCCUAUGCUCUCCAAGUGGUCCGAGGAUCCUAGUGGAAUAUUUGGCGUAAUCUUGACCCCAACGAGAGAAUUGGCAUUACAAAUUGCUGAGCAAUUUGCUGCUCUUGGUGCAUCCAUGAACAUCAGAAUAAGCGUCAUUGUAGGUGGAGAAGAUAUAGUUAAACAGGCAUUGGAAUUGCAGAAAAGACCCCAUUUUGUCAUAGCUACUCCAGGGAGACUCGCAGAUCACAUAUUGAACAGUGGUGAAGACACCAUAGGUGGUUUGAAAAGAGUAAAGUACCUUGUAUUGGAUGAAGCAGAUAUCCUAUUGAGCAAUAGUUUCGGUGGAGAUUUACAGAGAUGCUUCAGCAUAUUACCUAGCAGUGAAAAGAGGCAAACCUUGUUGUUCACCGCUACUGUCACUGAUGCCGUCAGGGCAUUGAAGGAAAGACCUACGCCAGCUGGCAAGCCACCAGUCUUCAUCCAUGAAGUGGAAACCGUAGACAAAGUUGCUAUUCCCUCAACCUUGACCAUCCAGUACGUGUUGGUCCCUUCAUUCGUGAAGGAAGCUUACUUGCAUAACAUCUUGACAUUGCCUCAAAACGAGAAGUCGGCAGCAAUUGUCUUUGUCAACAGAUCGGACACAGCAGAAGUUUUACGUAGAACACUUAGAAAGCUUGAGCUUAGAGUGACUAGUUUGCACUCACAGAUGCCACAGGCCGAAAGAACAAAUUCCAUCCAUAGAUUUAAGGCUGGUGCUGCACGGAUCUUGAUUUCCACCGAUGUGGGCUCAAGAGGGUUGGAUAUACCUAACGUCGAGUUGGUUAUAAACUAUGAUAUUCCUGCCGACGCUGACGUUUUCAUUCAUAGAGUCGGUAGAACUGCGAGAGCAGGUAGAAAGGGUACUUCCAUAAGUAUUAUGGCAGAGAGAGAUGUUGAUAGAAUUAAGGCCAUAGAAGAGAGAAUUAACAAAGAAAUGGAAUUGCUUGAAGAUGUGGAAGACAACAAAGUCAUCAAGGAAUCAUUGAGCGCAGUGAGUAAUGCCAAGAGAGAGGCUCUCAUGGACAUGGACAGAGACAACUUUGGAGAGAAAAGAAAGAUAAACAAGAGGAAAAACGGCGACGAGCAAACUACCAGUAAGGUAGUGAAAGCGAAAAAGGGGAAGAAACCGAAGAAAGAAAAGAGUAGCUAG